CCAAAUCAAGUGUCUUCAGCUAUUUCAUCAUCAAAUCUUUGACAUAAGCAAAUCAAGAGAACUCAAGAAAAAAAAUGGCUUCCACCAAUGAAGAACCACAACAAAAUCAAACUAGCAGACACCAAGAAGUUGGCCACAAAAGUCUUCUCCAAAGUGAUGAGCUUUACCAGUACAUUCUUGAGACAAGUGUGUACCCAACAGAGCCUGCACCCAUGAAGGAGCUAAGGGAGUUGACUGCUAAACAUCCAUGGAAUAUUAUGACUACAUCAGCUGAUGAAGGUCAAUUCUUGACCAUGUUAUUAAAGCUUAUGAAUGCUAAAAACACCAUGGAAAUUGGAGUCUACACUGGUUAUUCUCUAUUAGCCACUGCUCUUGCUCUUCCUGAUGAUGGAAAGAUCUUGGCCAUGGAUAUUAACAGAGAGAACUAUGAACUUGGUCUGCCUGUUAUUGAAAAAGCUGGUGUUGCCCAUAAGAUUGAUUUCAGAGAAGGCCCUGCCAUGCCUGUUCUUGAUGAAAUGGUUGAAGAUGAGAAGUACCGUGGAAGCUUUGACUUCAUAUUUGUGGACGCCGAUAAGGACAACUACCUCAACUACCACCAAAGGUUGAUAGAGUUGGUGAAAGUUGGUGGACUGAUCGGGUACGACAACACUCUAUGGAAUGGAUCUGUGGUCGCGCCACCUGAUGCUCCUCUUAGGAAAUAUGUUAGGUAUUACAGAGACUUUGUUUUGGAACUUAACAAGGCACUUCCUGCUGACCCUAGGAUUGAGAUCUGCAUGCUCCCUGUUGGUGAUGGAGUCACUCUCUGCCGUCGGAUUAAAUGAUCAUUUCUUUGAUCAUAUAAGAUGUUUGAGCAAUAUGUAUCAAUUUUCUAUAUAUUUUAUUUUAUUUUAUUUUAUUAUGCUUCAAUAUUUGUACCCAAAUGAAUGAAUAUUUGAUGAUUUGAGAAAUUAUUAUUUCUAAUUAAAAGUUUAUGUGAUUA
This is a messenger RNA of Mercurialis annua (annual mercury), 979 nucleotides long. Its product is annotated as caffeoyl-CoA O-methyltransferase. The coding region runs from base 75 to 821 and encodes 248 amino acids. The record is from RefSeq and is a predicted model, not a curated record. Lineage: Eukaryota; Viridiplantae; Streptophyta; Magnoliopsida; Malpighiales; Euphorbiaceae. The transcript is spliced from 5 exons. Gene Ontology annotation, molecular function: O-methyltransferase activity; S-adenosylmethionine-dependent methyltransferase activity.